This is a messenger RNA of Mirounga angustirostris (Northern elephant seal), 5990 nucleotides long. RefSeq names its product DnaJ heat shock protein family (Hsp40) member C18 (gene DNAJC18). The transcript is spliced from 9 exons. Gene Ontology annotation, molecular function: Hsp70 protein binding. NCBI's taxonomy places the organism in Eukaryota, Metazoa, Chordata, Mammalia, Carnivora, Phocidae. The coding region runs from base 1262 to 2338 and encodes 358 amino acids. The record is from RefSeq and is a predicted model, not a curated record. Gene Ontology annotation, cellular component: endoplasmic reticulum membrane. Gene Ontology annotation, biological process: cellular response to misfolded protein.
CCCCGGAUUUUUUUUUUUUUUUAAGAUUUUAUUUAUUUAUUUGAGAGAGAGAAAGAGCACAAGAGGGGGGAGCGGGAGAGGGAGAAGCAGACUCCCUGCUGAGCAGGGAGCCCGAUGCGGGACUCAAUCCCGGGACUCCAGGAUCAUGACCUGAGCCGAAGGCAGUCGCUUAACCAACUGAGCCACCCAGGCGCCCGUUCCCCCGGAUUAUCAAGGAAGAAUGAGGUCCUGAGGGACUAAUUGCUUCAAGAGAGGAGAGAGAAAGGGAGCUGGAAACAGUGACCAUUCGUCACCAGUAAAGACGUGUUGAACCUGGAGAGUGAGAACAUGAGAGGCACAGCGCAUUCUGACUAGGGAAGGCCAGCAGGGAGAGCUGAAUAAUAUGAGGGCAGAUGUCCUCUGCCUGCCUCAGGGUAGACAUGCCUUGCUUUGGUCCUAGCUAUUGGAAUAACACCGGGGAGGUCUGGAACAGGGGUAGGUCUGUGACUUCAUAAGCCAAAACCCACCCCCUUUACCCCAUACAGCUGUAAUCUUUGUGUCCUAGAAAGAGAAUAAAGGGUGACAAACACUCUUAAGUCUUUUAAAGGGAAGGAGGAAAAGCAGUUACUCGUUUUCUUAGAAAUCUCCACCAUGACACUGGUUUGGAAAUGAAUCUUGGUUGGGGAAAAUUCAGUGGAAGAGUCACCUGUGGGUGUCUGCACAGAGGGGUUAACUUUAUAAGUAUCUGCUAGUUGGCAGUUCAGAUUACAAGGAGCUUACACAUUCGGAACAACGUGCAACAAUAUGCUAUUUGCUUCUGGAUUUAGACUCUGCGAGGUGAUCUGAGAGAGAAAGCCUGGAACAAUUUCUUUGCAACUAUUCAAGCGGACUGAAGAAACCUAUUGGAUUCUAAAAUCUUCUAGGACAAGGCUUGAAAUCUAGUCACCUCUGUAGCUCCUAUUUGGUACACGGUGCCCAGCACAUCGAAGGUCAUAAAAACUGGCUCUUGAGGGCAGGAUUUGUCAUCACAGGCUAAGCUGUGCAGCUGGGCAAAAUCACUCCCCAGCUCCCAGCCUGUUUUCUUACUUUUAAAGCAAGGUGGCUGGACUAUUUGGUCUUCACUAUCUUUUCUGGUUCUUAUAUUCUACAGUUCUAUAAACUCUAGAUGUAAGAAAAAAUGAACACAAUCUUUUGAGUAGAGAUCACCCUGGGUGGAAGCCAGAGACAAGUCUUAGCCUCGGGCGCUGGGGAGGCUCCGCAGACCUGCUGAUUGGGAACCGAUAUGGCUGCGACUCUGGGCAGCGGAGAGCGCUGGACCGAAGCUUACAUUGAUGCAGUUAGAAGAAACAAAUACCCAGAAGAUAGACUUCCUGAAAGUCAUGAUCCCUGUGGGUGCUGUAACUGCAUGAAAGUGCAAAAGGAAAAGAAGUCUGAGCAUGAGUGGAAUGCAACCCGACAGGGUGAGGGAAGUGCCACUUACACUGAGGAACAGCUGCUCGGGGUACAAAGGAUCAAGAAAUGCAGAAAUUACUAUGAAAUUCUAGGAGUUUCUCGAAAUGCCAGUGAUGAAGAGCUUAAGAAAGCUUACCGAAAACUUGCCCUGAAAUUUCACCCUGACAAGAAUUGUGCUCCUGGAGCAACUGACGCUUUCAAAGCAAUAGGAAAUGCCUUUGCAGUCCUGAGCAAUCCUGACAAGCGACUCCGCUACGAUGAAUAUGGAGAUGAACAGGUGACUUUCACUGCCCCUCGAGGCAGACCUUAUAAUUAUUACAGGGACUUCGAAGCUGACAUCACUCCAGAAGAGCUAUUCAAUGUCUUCUUUGGAGGACAUUUUCCUACAGGAAACAUUCAUAUGUUUUCAAAUGUGACAGAUGACAGCCACUAUUACCGCCGGCGGCACCGACAUGAGCGGAUGCAGACACGGAAGGAAGAAGAAGAAGAAAAGCCUCAGACCACGUAUUCUGCAUUUAUUCAGUUACUUCCAGUUCUUGUGAUUGUGAUUAUAUCUGUCAUUACUCAGCUGCUAGCUGCUAAUCCCCCAUACAGUCUAUUCUAUAAAUCGACCUUGGGCUACACCAUCUCUAGAGAAACACAGAACCUGCAGGUGCCUUACUUUGUGGAUAAAAACUUUGAGAAGGCCUACAGAGGAGCAUCUCUCCGUGACCUGGAGAAGACGAUAGAGAAGGAUUACAUUGAUUACGUCCAGACAAGUUGUUGGAAGGAGAAACAACAAAAGUCGGAAUUGACAAAUUUGGCAGGAUUAUACAGAGACGAACGACUGAAACAGAAGGCAGAGUCGCUGAAACUUGAAAACUGUGAAAAACUUUCCAAACUUAUUGGCCUGCGCAGAGGUGGCUGAGAGGAUGCUAGUCCUACACAGGGUUGGGGUUUUGCUACUUGUUACUAUUUAUGUUCCUAAUUCCAUUUUAUAAUACAAAAUUAGGAAAUGACGAACAUUUUACAAGUUGCUCACUUUGGUGGGCAGAGCUGAAGGCACUUGAGCAUGGAGCCAGACUCAUCAUCACAGAAGCCUUCCUGGGGAUUGGCUCCAGGGGCCACGAACAGUUCAUCUGAAUCGAAUUAAAGGCAAAGCAUUUGAUGCAGGCCCUCUGCUCCUUGCCUGCCCCGCCUCUGGGAUUGUAGUUCAGGCAUCCCAGGGCAGACGCACAUUGUCUUCCUCCUUCCCUUCUUCAGUUAAGUCUCGAUACCCAGUCAUUCCUAGGCAUGGCCAAAGCAGCUUCGUAUUAGCUGUUUACAGUGUACACCAAGAAUGAUACCUCUCCCUGUGAGUCAUCGUGGCCCCUGGCAUUCAGCCCUUGGAACAGGUGCCUGCCCAACUUCGCACUUUCUAAGGGAAAUGUGGAGAGAUGUAAACUAUUAUUACAAUCAAUACUUUUCCAUUUGCCUAUCUCUGUUCAGAGUUACUAGCAUUAGCAAACUGCCUGAUUGGAGUUUCUUUUACUUCCUUAACUCUCUCUCUUGUAGAGGGUCCAGAAAGUAAAAGCCACUGGGUGAAAGAAACAGUUCCAUGGACAGCCCAGCAGCAGAAAGCAGGGACCCAGGGAUGAAGGUAAAACGCAAGACUGAGUCUCAGCUUCUCGGUGCAGGUUCCCCAGUCCGUCACAGACCCGGAGAAUAUGGGUGGGUUUUGCCCUUUCCCCUGCAGCAUCACACUUGACCGGAGUCCCUACACCCCACAGAAGGACAGUGGUCAGACCUAAAGCAGGCAUUGCUGGCCCCCCAGGCUUGUUGCUCAAGCCUAGAGCUGGAGGGGAAAGACCCUCUUUCCGUUGCUUCGGAGGUCGGUGUUGGUCCCAGCCGUCCCUGUCUUUACCCCAGGGCCCCAUAGCUUGUGACGUGAGAUGCCUUUUCGUGUAGUCAACAUGUAUUGAGUGCCUAGUAUGAAGCAGGAGCUCUCACAUAUAUUUUUUUAUUUUAGCCUCCUCACAACUCUGUGAAGGAGACAUGUUAUCCCUUUGUUUAUGAAAGAGAACAUUGGCCCAGAGAUGAUGAAUGGCUGACCCAGUCAUACAGCUGGUAAUGGCAGAGCGAGGUGGUAGGCUGACCCUGGGACCCUGCAUCCUCUUUACGGCAGUCCUGCGUUCACUCCAGACACCUUCCUCCCUGGCCUUGAGGAAGCAAGACCCUGUCUAUAACAAUUCUGUAUACAAAACAAGAGGUCCCUCAAAAGCAGGCAGCCCUUCCCACUGGUGACAAGGAAGAGGUAAAUUACUGCCUAGGCCCCGUGGUUCUGGGCCCUCUCGUCUAGGUGAACUACCAGGGUUGAGCUGCCUAGAUCAUCAUGAGUCAGAACCUGGAAGAUCAAUAGGUGACUGUAGUCUACACUCCAUGUUUUCUUCAGGAGGAAAGGAAAGUUCCUAUAUCAAAACUGAUUUCCAAAGUAGAGUUUGUCCUUUCAGAGGUACAGCCUUGAUUUAGGCAGACAUGUCUAGCAUGGUUCAACAUGGACAUUUCACAGGGUCAGGAGAUGGGUCCAGAGGUGAAGAGUGGAUCUUUGGUGGCUGGUAGGGGCCACCUGCUCGGCUGUGGGGAGGGGAGCAGCUCCAGAGAUAGCCAGAUUUUGCUGCUCAACUAGGUCUAUCUUCCUGGUUUGGGGGACUUCCUUGAUCCUUUCUGAGUAGCUGAGGGGAUUUACACUAUAAAAUAUGCCUGUGAGCCAAACAGGCUUAUGGAAAGAUUCCCUAUACACACACAAAUCAAAGCUCUCCCCUCCCCAGCUCCAGUCUCUGCUAGAAAAAAGGGGCCAUGAUUAAAUUGACUUGACAUGGAUUUCAUGGCAGAGAUGAGUUACCUGUGAUGACACUAAAGAGAGGUAGAACUACAUUAAACAUCAGGUCUCUUGUCUGUUUUCAUAGCACGGAUGGUACUGUUGUGUUUAUCACCUCAGAGACUACACCACCUCUGGCUUUCCUCAGCAGAAGGGUUUUUGCCUUUGUUGAAGAAUAGUUUAAUCCAUUUGUCACGGUCCAGAAUAUGACUACACUCUAAUUUCCUGGGUUCUAUUUUAGAUGGGUUGUCUGCAUGAUGGUAAAAUAAGCAUCUUCCUCUUGCCUACAUCUUUUGGAAGGGUUCCUGAUGAUGUAUAAACUCCUUAGGUCAGGCUGAUUCUUGCUGUGUUGCCAUGUCGCUCUCUGCAUUAAUGCAGAAUGGAGAGCUCUGAGGUGGGAGUGGGGCUAAGAAGCAGGGCUAGCGGCUCAAGCAGAAGGUGAAGCUCCCACUCAUCAGAAUGAAAGGACACUCUGCGCCGCCUGAUCAGCAGUGAGGAGGGGAGGGGGAAAGCCCUUCUCACACAGAGGACACCACAGCUUCAAGGAAUCCGUGUCCCCACAUUAGCAACCCUGGGGUUCAUCUGUUCAAACCAGAAAACUUCUGAACUUCCUUGAUCAGCUCCAGGCCUCCCAGCUUGGGACAACUGACCAGUAAGAAAAUGCCGUUGCUGUGCUUUCUGUUGGGAACUCUUAGAAAUCCAAACCCCACUGGAACAUGGGAUCCAGCAGCCCCGCCAAGCCUUGUGUUGUUCCUCAUUUUCAUCCUCACGCUCAGGACCGGCUUUGUGAGGAGACACUGGUGGGAUUCCAGAAGUUUUCUGUUACAACUGGCCACACUUGCUAGUUCAUUGUCUCUGCAUGCUCUGUUCCUCACAGAGGCUAGCUCUUAAUUAGUAUUUAUUUUGGACUCAUUUAUGGUAUAAGCUUAGUGUUCUAAUAUAUUUAUUUUUGGAAAGGGCCAAGUUACUCUACAUCAUAUUUGUUGAGCCUGCAUUGUUGAUACCUCCUGCAAUGACCACCGAGUAACUAUAUAUCCAUGUGUUCGAUAUUGAGUACAUCAUUUGCAUCACACUCAGUAUUUGGAAUCAAAGAUGUGAAUGUUCUGUGACCAGAGCCGGGUUUGACACAGAUGGAAUCAGCUCCUGGGGAAAUACGAAUCCUGAAAACUCUGGUCACCUGAUCCACUGCAUCUGGAUUGAGUGUAAUUUAACAGAGAAAGAAAUUAAAUGAUUUUAUAUAAAAAGAAUGGGUCUAUAAUGGGUCCCUUUGUCCUUUUACCCUUGCUCCUGUCACCCUUGGGCACCACAUACUGUCUCACUCCCUUGGAGCCAGCUGGGACUAGAGGAGGCCUAGUGUAUCUCCUCUGCGCCAACCUUCCCGAAUCCAUCACUGGAACUGUCGGUGUUCAGAACAACAGAUGACUGGGGGCAUCGCCAAUCCGUAGUUUUUUUCCAUCAGGUAACAACAGCAGCCGCAGCAUAUUCCAGCCAGUGUACAGAGCUAAACUACUUAGCUUCUGAAAACCAGGUGGUAUCCCAGUUCCUUACUGGCCUUGUUCCCAGUGACCCAUGUUUAGGAAAGUCUUGGUUUAAAUAUACAGUACAUGGGAGACGCCUGGCUGACUCAGAAGAACAUGUGACUUUUGAUGUCAGGGUCAUGAGCCCGAGCCCCAGCUUGGGUGCAGAGAUAACUAACAAUAAAUAAAAGACUUUAAAAAUACAA